AUGUCGACAGAGGAACUCAGGCAACAGCUGGCAGACCUGCAGAGCAGGAAUGAAGCACUACAAGCUCAGCUGCAGGGACAUCAAGCACACCCUGAACCCACACCUACACCUACCACUGGAGAUAAGGUGUGCAAAGUAUCUGUAAAAUUACCGCCGUUCUGGGCAGACAAACCUAAAGUAUGGUUUGCCCAAGCGGAGUGCCAAUUUCAUGUUGCAGGAAUAAAGAGUGAUAUGACUAAAUUCAGUCAUGUGAUUAGUAUUAUAGACCAAAAGCUGAUUGGAGAGAUUGAAGACCUGGUAUUAGAUCCACCUAAAGAAGACAAAUAUGAAACUUUAAAAAAAGAGUUGAUUCGACGACUGGCUGUAUCAGAGCAGGAAAGAGUAGAGAGGCUAGUUAGUGAGGAAGAACUCGGUGACAACAAGCCUUCUACUUUCCUCAGACGGCUCCGCUCUCUUGCAGGGACAACAAAGGAUGAAGUCCUCCUGCGGCAGCUUUGGAUGAGGCGCUUACCAAACAAUGUUCAGGCUAUCCUUGCUGCGCACACUGACCUUUCCCUAGAAAAGCUAGCGGAGUUGGCUGACAAUAUAAUUGAGGUGUCACCAGGCCCCUCAAAAGUCAACAAAAUUGACAAUAGCUGUCCACCAAGCGAGAUGGCCUCGCUCAAAGAGUGCAUUGAACAACUGUCCAUGCAAAACCAGAAGCCGAAAUGGAUCCCCGGCAUCUCGAAGAUGCUGGUACCAUAG
Molecule: messenger RNA, 744 nt
Organism: Cydia strobilella
Lineage: Eukaryota; Metazoa; Arthropoda; Insecta; Lepidoptera; Tortricidae
Exons: 2
Coding region: 1-744 (247 amino acids)
Source: RefSeq, a predicted model, not a curated record